AAUAGUAAACUGACGAUUCUCUUCUCCGGACGAUUCUCUGACCCUCAGCGAUUCCGAAGGAGAGCUUGGCUUUGUGGCCGUUGAGGACGAUUCUGCCGGAGAGGAAAGUGUUGGCGGCGAGGCGGCCGGAGAGGGCGUUGAGGAGAGUAGAUUUGCCGGAGCCGGAAGGUCCCAUGAGGGCGGUGAAGGUUCCAGGCUCUGCAUAUCUAACGAGACUUCCAUGCCAGCCAGGCGGAGACGUCUCCCAUGAACUCCCAUUUUUGGGCACUUACAGGUACAUUGUCGAGAUUCGCAGACGAGAUUGCGAGAGAAAAGAAGGUGCAAGUGUUCGCUAUCCGUAUAGACUGUUCGAAUUCUCAGAGCAUACGAGAGGCCUUCGAGGGGGUCCUGUCCAUCGGAUUCGUCGAGGUUUUAGUGUAUAACGCGUACAAGGAGGUGUCUAAGAAGCCCACCAACUUCGUGGAUAUUAAGGUUGACCAGUUUGAGAAAUCCAUGGCCGUUUCCUCUAUCGGAGCCUUCCACUGCGCUCAACAGGUAUCGCCGGGCAUGGUGGAAAGGGGUAGAGGGACGAUUCUCUUCUCCGGAUGCUCCGCCCCCGUUUCCGGCGUUGCUGGCUUUUAUGAAUUAUGUUGCGGGAAAUUUGCUUUGAGAGGAUUAUCGCAGUGUCUGGCGAGGGAGAUGAGGCAAGAAAAUUUAUUAUUUCUUGAAAGGCUCCGAUGAAGACGCUGUCGCCGUCGCUGUUAAAUCCUUCCAUGCCAACAGCAGUUUUGUAGGCCGU
Messenger RNA from Ipomoea triloba (trilobed morning glory), 778 nucleotides. Its product is annotated as short-chain dehydrogenase reductase 3a-like. The transcript is spliced from 3 exons. The coding region runs from base 247 to 720 and encodes 157 amino acids. The record is from RefSeq and is a predicted model, not a curated record. Lineage: Eukaryota; Viridiplantae; Streptophyta; Magnoliopsida; Solanales; Convolvulaceae.